CAGACAGCCUCCUUAUCCGAGGAGUGCAGGACUUCCAGAGACACUCACAGCUCCACUGAACUUGGCUGCUCAUUUUCUGACACACACUGUGGGGGAGCUUGGAUAGAGACGUGCCUCCAGUCAUUGGAGUGGAGCUGUCACAUAUAACACACAAACACACAUUUAGACAACACUCAUUUCUUACACACACACACUCACACACAUACACACACAGAGCAAACAGUCUCUUUCAUUCUCUCUCACUUGCACUCUCUCUCUCUCUCUCCUCCCUCCCAUCCACACACACACAAACACACACACAUACACACACACAGCACUACAGUAUAUCAGCGAGCGACGAGCGGCGAGCCAGAGGGGAGUGCAGAAAUGAAUGUGAAGAUUCUGACGCUGGUGAUUGUGCUCCUGGUGUCUCUGCUGUGUUCUGCCAGUGCUGGUCCAAUGGCCUCCACGGAACAUGGCAAAGAGCUGGAGGAAGCAGCUCCAGUGAGAAAGCUGGUGCAGCAAAGCCCUUUGAGGAGCGGUCAGAGCCACAGACCAGCCGGAUGGAAGCGGAGACGCCCACGGCCCCGCCUUUCCCACAAGGGGCCAAUGCCGUUCUAGAGCAAGGCACUGCUUUAAGCGCCAUCCCCCAGGUUCUGAUUUCUAUGCUCUUCCUUUGCCAUGGGGGGCCUUGCUGCUAAGGGCCUAUGCUUGCCCAGCCUGAAGAGUGAUGUCCAUAGCACCUGCUGGUUCUUCAAGCAACUCUGUCCACAAGAAAAAAAAAAAAAAUCAGGACAAGCCGCUCAACCCUUAGCUCUAAGGAGGAACGAGGGAGGGCAGUGAUGGGGGGGUGGGGAGUUACUGAGCCCCUAGCCAUCUGAUUCUAAUCCUCUGUCACCCUAAAUGACUUGAUCUAUCGCUGUCUUCUCCCAAAUUUUGUUUUUCUUUACCUAUCAUUUGCUUUUUAGACACCAUUCAUAGCAGUCUCCUUGAGAGUCGUACACACUUAGCAUGACAUGGUUCAGACUCUCUCUCUAAGAGCAUCUGUCACUUCUCCCGUGUAAUUUUCCUGUCAAUGGAAUCUAAGGUUGGCCCCCGAUUGUGUCACUGUGUAGCAGCUUAAUGGCUUUUGCAAAGGAAGAAGGAGCUAAUCAUACAACAGUUAAUUGGUCAAAUCUUAUUAUUAUUAAUAUAUUAUUUGCUAGUCUGUAUUUCUACUGCUCAAAGGAGUCAACAGUUGAAUGAGCAAUUAGAAAGGCAGGAGUGUUGCAUUUGACUGUGCUUUGCAUUUUCUAAUGCCAUCCACAUUUCAUUUUUGACAGAAACAAUUGCACACAUGUCCAAAUAAUCGACUUAAGUGGCAGAACUACUAUAUUUGGGAGAUUCUGUAAUCUGAAGCUAGUUUGGUGUUUGGAACUGCACUCGAGGUCUCUGUAGCAGCAUGUGUCAACUCAAAUGAGUCUUAAACUCCAAAUUUCAUUUUCAGUCGUUACUCCAAAACCCUACCACCUUUCUGCCACACGACUGUUAACUGGCAUCGGCAGUCUGUGCCACUUACAGGCUUGCCUUGCCUUUUAAUGAAGUGCCAAAUAAUGAAACCACUCCAAAUGCUGCCAGGGUGUGAAGAAAUUGCCUCUGUUAAAGUCUUGAAAUACUGACACGCAUUUGAAGCGAGGGGUGAAUCAACAUUGGAUCAUACCAUUUCAAUUACUAAACCUCAAAUGGCACUUCAUCCUUGGCUAAAUACUCCCAGUUUGGGAUUAUCUGAAUUAUACACCUUCAAGGGUCGGCAUCUUCUUGAUGCCUGGAUUUAUUCCCCUGCAUUACUUAGAAGAAAGUGUCGCAAAUGAGAAACCUCGCAGGAGGCACACCCACUUUUACCUGGUUAUUCCUUGGCUCAUGCCCCAAAUCAAGAUCACGAAUGGUCCUGCUGUCUAAUCCUAUAGUGACUUUAAACCUUUGACCAAACGAUAUGCCUUUGCAUCAUACUGGAAUACAUCACUGUUUAUCUAUGAUCUCUGUGUUUAAGUCUUUAUUUUUCCUCAGGGUGCUCGCGUAGAGGCUUGUACUAGAUCAGUCUAUCAUAUAAAACAAUCAUAGAGUUUGCAACAUUUAAAGCUUAUAUCAGCAUAUUUUCGUAAACAUCAUUACUCUCAUUGCGUGUAGUACAAUAUAACCAUGUAACCAUGUCGUGACCCUUUCCGGUGGUGAUCUUUUGCCUACAUUGAGUUGGGUACAGUUGCCUUGCCAGUCCGCCAGCUCUUCCACAGCACAGGUGGUUGAGGCUUUGAUCCAUACCCUCAUUAAAACGCUGAGUUAAUCUUUCUCAGAUGGAUCUCCCCGAGGCUGACCGGGGCCACGUAGACUGAGCUCGUUGGUUAAAUUGGCUUCGACUGGAACCUCAGCCUCGACCCCCAUUCCCUCAAUGCCCUCCGUCACUUCAUAGCCAGCCUGGUUCAGUGUGUAACCAUGUCACUAAGACCUUUCACCGCCAUUUGUUAGGCUUGAGGACCAAAGCACAAACUGUGACUUAACUUAAACCCCAAGUCUCUUUGUUGCUGCAUCUCAUGCAAAUAUUUAAUCAAACAAAUGGGCGUGUAAGGCUUCCGAGCCUUUAUGAAGAGCGCAUUAAAAAUCCCAGUGGUAGUCAACACUGCCAAGAUUAUACCUUGAUUAAAAAUUUAUUAAAUCCUCGAGCACUGUGAAGCGUAAUAAUUCCAGUUCUGUUUUUUUCUUUUUCUUUCAUAUCCUGCCAGACAGAAAUGUAGAUUUUAUUAACGCUACUCGGGUGUGAGGUUGUCUAUGAUGGGGCAAGAUAGUCGGGGGACAGAAGUUUUGACGUCGCAAGUCGACUGGGUCACGACGAGGGGUUCAUAUUGAUAUCCACCACCCCACGCCCCAUCUCAGAAGUUAUUAUGACUGGAGCCGAACGUCUGUAUCCGCAUUCUUCUUCAUGAAUGUAUCCUCACCAUCUGCACCAGCCGCGCUGCCCUUCAAGAGACCAGAGCAAACCAACGUCAACCCCACACGGAAUCUUGCUGAAUAAAAAAUUCAAAGACAAAUAUCCCGCAGGUCCCAAGUAUCUGGUUUGAAGUAAUCUCAACAAAUAAGCGUGGCUUUGCUCCAAGGCCUCUCUGCAUGGGUUCGCCAGGCUGCACUUUUGCAAUUACAUUAUGCUGCUGGAAAAAUAUGCCCUGAAAACAAGAGUCUCUUGGUUUGAAAAGGUUUUCCAGUGUGUUGUGACAAUUCUAUCUUGUCCGUUUAGUUUUUUUUUUUUUUUUUUGUCUAGCUGGUUGUCCAAAGCUUACCUUUUUGACUACAGUCUGAAACGUUGUAUCUUUUGUGGAUGUAACAAAAUAGAAAAGUAGUCUGCAGCACAAUAUGUCGUGGACACGUGAAAGCUUUCAGGCAUCCCUUUUUUUUUUUUGUGUAGAUCGUAACCCAGAGCACAUCAGGUUAAUGGGCCUUGUGGUGUGGAAGGACAAGCAUGUUCAGGCUCAGGCUGAAACGGUAAACCAAUACAUUAUGCUCGAAGAGUUUAACCAUUUGCCCAAAUGGUCUUUUGCAGCAAGAGAAACCAUUUUUUGCCUCUCAAUGUUUCCUCUCCGGUUCUUCUUCUCUCUGACCAUCACAAGGCCUGAGUAAUGUUUCUAUGCACUUGUUAGCAUGUUUUCCUUCAAGAAAAUGUUUGUUCUGACACCUUGCCCCCACGUUUGUUUUUUUGGUCCAUAUCCAUUUGACUGGGUGUAAAAAUUUACAGUAGGUGUGUUACGGGUGAAGACACACAUGUCGCAAAAUAAGAUCUGCUUAAAUCCCAGUAUCAUUUUAUACUUUGACUUACAAAAUGAUGCAAAAUUAGAGACAGAAGAUUGGUACGGGCGAGUCCAACAUUUUUCCAAAAUGCAUCAUGUCAGCCUUCUGUGUAUUCCAAUCAUCUGGGCCACCCAAAGGAUGACUCGUUUUUUUUUUUUUCCUCCUGUGGGAAACGACUAUGAUCUGAUAUUAUCUCGGCGCUUGGCAAAUUAGACUGCCUACACCUAGAAUAGCACACAGGCCCCCCUCCUGCCCUGAUUUUGCAAACAUUCUCCAUCCACGUGAAAAGCAUCAUGCCCACCACGCGGGGAGACUUGCGAGCUGGCAUAACAGUGUUAUGAGGUCCCAAGCGGAAAGAAAAUGUAUUAUUCCUACAUUCAGUUUUAAGGUGUGUGCUCAAUAUUACUCACCAGGCCAAAUGUACAGUCCCCUGUCUCUGUUUUGAUGUUGAACUGGGCAAAAAUAAAUGACAUAAAUAAAAUAAAACAAGUGUAUCAGAAAUGGUUGAAAUACUGUGUACAUAUUUGAACUUUUGGUUUCUAAUUUAUAAAAUAUAAGCUUUAGCUCUUGGAGUACUUAUUUUCCCUUUCACGUGUAGCUUUGUGUUUUUAUUUUCUAUUUCUGUAAAGUGUGUAAAUAUAUCUUUAUGAUAAUAAGUAAUAUUAAAAAUCUUAUUUUAAGAAAA
Messenger RNA from Syngnathus acus (greater pipefish), 4477 nucleotides. It is a transcript of the gene apln, whose product is annotated as apelin. Gene Ontology annotation, molecular function: apelin receptor binding; hormone activity. Lineage: Eukaryota; Metazoa; Chordata; Actinopteri; Syngnathiformes; Syngnathidae. The record is from RefSeq and is a predicted model, not a curated record. The transcript is spliced from 3 exons. The coding region runs from base 367 to 600 and encodes 77 amino acids. Gene Ontology annotation, biological process: signal transduction.